This is a messenger RNA of Lingula anatina, 5318 nucleotides long. RefSeq names its product SCO-spondin. Lineage: Eukaryota; Metazoa; Brachiopoda; Lingulata; Lingulida; Lingulidae. Gene Ontology annotation, cellular component: membrane. The record is from RefSeq and is a predicted model, not a curated record.
AUGGACUGCUCUAUGAAAGGGUCCACGCCAGUGUGGUCUGCCUGGGCGUCCUGGUCCCAGUGCUCUUCAUCAUGUGGGGAGGGGUGGCGCCAGCGUUCUCGUUACUGCGUUAACUCUAAUACAUCACGCGAAACAGAUGUGCGCAACUGCUACGGUCCUGAUGUUGAGUAUCAAAUAUGUGGGGAGAAACACAAGGCCUGUCCACAUUGGAAACCAUGGUCAGAAUGGAGCAUGUGCACGUCGUCGACCACGUGUGGGCGUGGUUACAGCGUACGGAGCCGGAUAUGUGCACCCUCCGGAAACAGCACGGCGUGCUUGGGCCCUUCAGAGGAUAGCACCAUCUGUAUGGAGAUAGACUGUACAGCACCAGUUCGCUUGGUCAAUCAGCUGUCAUAUGGGGAAGGUGCAGUUGAAGUGUACCAUGGCAAAGCCGGUUGGCAGAAUGUUUGUUCCGAUGGCUGGGAUAUUUUUGAUGCACAUGUUGUGUGUAAACAGUUGGGGUUUGCCGGGGCAAGUAAUAGCACGGGCGUGGUCUUUGAAGAAAGUGAAAAGAACCGGCCUCAAAGAUCAGUGCCAUAUGGGUUGUCGAUGGUUGAUUGUGCAGGAAACGAAACCACCUUACAGUCUUGCCCACAUGACGUCAUCAAACGACGAACAUGCAGUUCGAACAAGGCCGCGUUCGUUAGUUGUGUUGUUGACGGAGGCUGGUCCAGUUGGAGUGCGUGGGGUCCCUGUUAUACAUGUGCAGCUGGAAUGUACGCCAGGGGGCGCGAGUGUAACCAUCCGCCUCCUCUGCGAGGUGGGACGCCAUGCCUGGGACCGCAACAGCAGGAAACGGCAAUGGCGGUAAGCUGGCUGGCCUGGGAGGCGUGGUCUUCCUGCUCGGUCAGCUGUGGAGGAGGGACAAGAAGCAGGACAAGGGAAUGCUCUGCCGCCAUAUUUGAUAAUGUAUGUGACGGACGAUCAUGGGAGGAAAGUCCAUGUAACGAAAUGCCAUGCCCUCUCCCUGGCACAUGGACCUCUUGGCUUGACUGUGACGCUACCUGCGGCGGUGGGACUCAGUUUCGUUUACGGAAAUGUAUGGAAGGAUUUCAAAACAAUGAGAGGUGCGACAAUACCAACGCUCCGUACAUAUAUGACUUUAAGGAGUGCAAUACUGAACUUUGUCCAGUCCCUGGCACAUGGACCUCUUGGCUUGACUGUGACGCUACCUGCGGCGGUGGGACUCAGUUUCGUUUACGGAAAUGUAUGGAAGGAUUUCAAAACAAUGAGAGGUGCGACAAUACCAACGCUCCGUACAUAUAUGACUUUAAGGAGUGCAAUACUGAACUUUGUCCAGUGAUAGGACAUUGGGUAGGUCCAUACUGGUCCAGCUGGUUUCCAUGUAGCCAGAGCUGUGACGGCGGAACCCAAAUGAGAAUGCGUAACUGCAGUAUUGACGAGACUGAGGGUUGGAACAACUGCACCGACGACAAUUUUGAAACAAGGAUAUGUAACAACUUUUCUUGUCCAGUGGAUGCACACUGGCGGUCGUGGUCGGAAUGGCUCAGCUGUGACGUAUCUUGUGGCACUGGUAUGGAGAUACGUAUCAGGCAAUGCAUCCCGGGGCUGAAUGGGAAUACUGAUUGUGAAGGAGACGGUGUGGAAGCCAGGGAAUGCAGUCUGACCCCUUGCCAAUAUGUAUCCAAAUGGCUGGGUUGGUCCGAAUGGCAGCGUUGUACGGUCAGCUGUGGAGGGGGGCGACACAGGAGGUACAGGGAGUGUGACCGGUAUAAAGGAGAACCAUGUGUGGGAUCUGCUGUCGAGGAGGGAGUUUGUAAUGAUAUUGCUUGUCCACUACCUGGAAGCUGGUCUCAUUGGUUUGCGUGCAGUGUCACUUGCGGUGGGGGGUCAAGGUAUCGUGUUCGGAAAUGCAUGGAGGACUGGGAAUACCCGGCUAAUGACACUGUGUGUGAGAAAGGAUCUGGAGGAUACGCGCACCAGUUCAAGGCCUGCAACACGCAACCUUGUCCAAUUUUGGGAACUUGGAAGGGCCAGGACUGGUCUAAUUGGUUUCCUUGCAGCCUCAGUUGUGGCGGUGGGAACCAGUUCAGAGUUCGAGACUGUACCAUAGGUGCCAAUGGAAACAAUUGCACCGAAGGCCGAAUCCAGAACCGUGUUUGUAACCCCGAAACGUGUCCAGUGGAGCCUUUCUGGAGUGAUUGGUCGGCUUGGGACGGCUGUACCAGCAGCUGUGGAGAUGAUGGGUGGCAAAGUCGCUAUAGGCAGUGUGUGAUGCCUGUCAGUGGCAAUGGCUCUGCGUGUGAAGGGAAGGCCAAAGAGGAACGUAUCUGCAACAGGGUUCCGUGUCCUGGCCCCGGAGAAUGGUCGCACUGGUUCAAGUGUGACAAGACUUGCGGGCGUGGGGCGCAGUUUCGAGUGCGGAAAUGCAUUCCGGGCGAAGACAUGGCCGGCGUUUGGGAGAGCGUUGAUUGGUCGAGAUGGUUCGAGUGCUCGGCGACCUGUGACGGAGGCAGGCAGUUCCGUGUCAGAAACUGCGCCAUUGAGGGCACCUUCAACAACUGUACCGAAGACCGAAUACAAUACCGGGAGUGUAACACACGCAUGUGCCCAAUCCAAGGAUACUGGGCCAUGUGGUCUGCAUGGCUUAGCUGUGACGCCACGUGUGACACGGGAACACAACUUCGAGUACGGCAGUGUGUGGAAGGAGAAAGUGGCAGCGAGAACUGCCGCGGAUCAGCGAUGAUUGGCCGCGAUUGUAAACUGAAAGAUUGUGAAAUCAAAGUAAAAUGGGGACCAUGGUCUCUGUGGGGCGACUGUUACGUUUCAUGCGGCGGAGGAGUGCGCGUGCGCCAGAGGCAGUGUGAAGGGACAAUCCCUGGUGGUAUCACUUGUACAGGGAAAUCACUAGAUGUUGACAUUUGCAACCAAGAGCUAUGUCCAGUUUAUGGCAUGUGGCAAGGAUGGUCCGGUUGGUUUCCGUGCACUGCCUCGUGCGGAGGUGGGGAGCAGAUGCGUGUCCGUGAUUGUUACGUCAACGGAACAGAUUUUACCAACUGCACGACUGAUAACAUAGAACGCAGGUCCUGCAACCAGGAACCUUGCCCAGCUGCUAACGACUGGACCGCUUGGUUUAGUUGUGAUGCCUCUUGUGGCGGAGGGAUACAGUACAGGGUGAGGAACUGUGCGCUGACGUCAAUGGGUGAUAGCGACGACUGUGCUAGCAGUGUGGAAUCCAGAACCUGCAAUGAACAUCCUUGCCCCAUAGAAAGCAGUUGGCUCAGUUGGAGUGAGUGGUCGGCUUGCAAUGCCACGUGCGGUGUUGGUCAAGCAUUCAGGUCCCGAACAUGUCACGGGACGACUCAAAGAGGAGACGAAUGCCAAGGUCAAUCAUUAGAACACCGUCUUUGUGAGACAAACCCUUGUCCAGUGCCAGGUCGUUGGAGCGAGUGGUCACUGUGGUCAAGUUGUAACGUGACGUGUGCCGGCGGGAAGCAAAGGCGGUACCGUAUCUGCACAAAGGCCCUGAGGACGGACACCGAUUGCGUGGGCCCAACAGAACAGUUCAACGUCUGUAACCAGCGGCCUUGCCCUGUUCACGGCACUUUCGGACCUUGGUCUUCCUGGAACAAUUGUACCGCUUUUUGUGGUGGAGGGGUCCAGUGGCGAAAUAGAUCGUGUUAUGUCGAAAAUGAUGGUCUAGGAGAAUGGAGCACGUGUUCGACCACGUGCGGUGGAGGAAGUCAGUGGAGAUAUAAGCUGGACCCAACCUGUACUGACUGCAGGGACAGAGAGACCCGUCCCUGUAAUAUACACCUUUGUCCAGUUGACGGAGUUUUCACAAAAUGGAGCAGUUGGUCGGAAUGUUCAGUUCCUUGCGGGAAUGGUACCCGGUCCAGAUAUAGAACUUGUGAGGGACCGUUGUUCGGUGGAAAGUCCUGUGUCGGCGCCUUUGUUGAAAAUGAUAUCUGCAAUGCUAAAAAUCCAGAUUGUUUUGUUGACGGCGUGUGGAAUCCUUGGACACAGUGGUCCAAUUGUCCUGUAACUUGCGGCGGAGGUGUUCGCGUAAGAACGCGAACGUGCACCGGUCCUUUAUAUGGUGGCCUCGAUUGUAUUGGGGAUUCCACUGACAAUCAAACGUGUGCCAACAAGACAUGCAUGGGCAAUUGGGAAACAUGGGAGCCAUGGAGCAGGUGCAGCGUCACGUGCGGAGGUGGGACACGCCAUCGCUCCAGGACGUGUACCGAGACCACGCACGGGAAGUUCACUCUUCCCUGUGGUGGCGAUCACACCGAGUUCCAAGUCUGUCACAACUUCACCUGUGAACCAGCCACCAGUUGUUCGGCGUGGUUUCACCGAGGAUUGUCCGUUACUGCAGUCGCCCCCAUUGACAUAGAUGAGGAUGGAGAUAUCUUCCACGUAAAGUGCAGGAUUGAAGAUGGGAAAUAUUUGGAAACUAAAAUCACUCACCGGCUGGCCAACCAAGCAAUACGGAUAUCGAACUAUGAGGGUGCGGGCGAGUGGCGCUCUGAAAUCACGUACUCCCCCUUCGCUCAAGUGAAACAGAUUGCCAAGCUGGUAGACCGAUCUACAAAAUGCCGGCAGUUCAUCAGUUGGAAGUGCAAGUCGGCUGUCAUCCAUAACCCCUACUCCAACCUCACGGCGACCUAUUGGACAAAUAGACACAACCAGCAGAUGCUGUACUGGGGUGGUGCUCCCCACUAUAGCAAAAUGUGCGCAUGCGGUGUGAAGAACACGUGUGAUGUUUCUGGAACCGUGUGUAACUGUGACGCCAAUGACAACGUCUGGAGGGUGGACGAUGGAUACAUUACUCACAAACCAGAUCUCCCUGUAACUAAAAUAUUUGCAGGAGACACAGGUGCGUCCAACGAGGAGGGCUACUACCAGUUGGGGCCGCUGAUAUGUGUCUAGUUACCUCAAGCUACAGCACGAAACCAGAUGUUCACCUGAACAGAGACACUGAUGAAAAAUCCUCAGCACUGUGACCCUAGAAUGUGACUGACACUCACAAACGGAGCUGAACAGAAGACAGGAUUCGAAGCCACGUUACCACUUUCGAUUUAUGACAUUACUGCCUAUCAAAAUUGAAAAAUAUGCAUUAUAUAGCCUACGUACAUUUAUAUGGGUUAUUCUAUCCGGGUGGAUUGAAGAAUGGUCAAUUACCUCGUUCUUAUUGUAGGCCUAUUCUACGUUUCAGAAACUCCAGAUCUUCUUACUUUAGAUUUGAGCAUCGAAAUGAUAUGACUGUUUGAAUUAUCUACAAUGAAUCCUUUUACGUUUUCUGUGAAGCAACAAUG